GCUCAACGUGGUGGGGCUUUAACACAAGCGCUGGCUGUGGGGUGCACGUGCGGGCUUUGGCCAGCGCAGCAAUCAGGGGUUCACUGGAAAAAAAAGUCACUAAAUCGUGUCUUCUCGAGGGCUUUCGACUGCGCUUGGCGAACUCACACUGCUUCUGCUGCCCAACUUUCUCCCCGCCGUCGGUGCAGAGCAAUUGGCCCGGUCCUGCAUGUCCUGGACUGAUCCCCAGCUUCCUGUCGUCCCCCCGAAUUUCGAUCCGUGCAGUUCCAAGUCAUGGCCGAAACUACCCCUGCCGCCGCCCCCGCGGCCAGGCCCACGAAGCCUGACGAGGCCGCUUACAAGAGCAGCCUCGAAAAGGCCGAUAAGGAGCAUGCUGCCGUCAUGGCCGAAUACAACGCCAUCAAGGCCAAGAUCGACAUCGCACAGCCGAACAAGAACAAGGAUUCCCCGAACCCGACCCAGAAGCGCCGUCAGGAGCUGAUUGCCCAGGCCAACGAGAUCCGCCAGAAGCAGGGCGCCGGCAAGAGCGCCCGCACCACCAAGCAGGACCAGAUCAAGCGCCUAGACGAGCAGCUCAGGAGCCGCAUUGCCGAGCAGAAGACGGCGCGUGGCAAGGUCGGCUUCAAGAGCGCCGAGGAUGUCGACCACGAGAUCGCCCGGCUGGAGAAGCAGAUCGACGGCGGCAUGAUGAAGCUGGUCGACGAGAAGAAGGCCAUCGCCGAGGUUUCCAGCCUCCGGAAGCAGCGCAAGAAUUUUGCCCAGUUCGACGCUCAGCAGAAGGAGAUGGACGAUCUGCGCGCCAAGAUCAAGGCCAUCAAGGACACCAUGGAGGACCCGGAGCAGAAGGCGCUCAGCGAGCAAUACAACAAGAUCCAGGCCGAGAUCGACGCCAUCAAGGCCGAGCAGGACGAGGCGUACAAGGGCCUGUCGAGCCUGCGCGACGAGCGGACGAGGCUGCAGAACGAGCAGCGCGAGAAGUUUGACGCCAUCCGCAAGAUCAAGGACGAAUACUACCAGCAGAAGAAGGCCUUCUCCGACUACGAGUGGGAGGCCAAGCAGAAGGCCAGGGAGCGGAGGAAGGCCGAGGACGCACGGAGGGCUCAGGAUGCCAAGAAGGAGCGGGCCCAAAGGAUGCUUGCCGAGGCCAGCGAUCCUGCCUACCUCGAGGAGAUCCGCCGCGCCAACAGCCUGAUUCACUUCUUCGACCCCUCGCACCAGGUCGCCGAGAAGGCGCCCCUCCUCGCUGCCAGCGGCAUGACCGCCCAGGCUACCCGCAAGGUCGACGACUCGGCCCUGAAGGGCACCCGCCUGGUUCGUAAGGAGGACCGCGAGGAGGACUACGCACCAGCUGUCAAGAAGGGCAAGAAGGGCAAGAAGGGCGGCGCUGCGGCCGCCGGCUCGGACGCCCCUGUUGCCUCAAAGUUCAGCUGUCCCCCGUCGGUGAUGGAGGACUGCGCCUUUAUGGGUAUUGACCCGCCCAUGAGCGCCGCCGACGUCCCGGCUGUGAUCGAGAAGGCUAAGGCCAAGCUGGACCACUGGAAAUCUGACCAGGCCGUUCAAACCCAACGUAACGUCGACAAGGCCAAGAAGGAGAUUGAGAAGAUCGAGGCUGAGGAGGCCGCGGGACAGGGCGGCUCCAACGGCGCUAACGCCAAGGGCGAGGACAAGGCCAUCACUGAAGCCACCUGGGACCUGAAGGAAGCCAAUAUUGAGGACAAGGCCAUCACUGAAGUCACCUCGGACCUGAAGGAAGCCAGCAUUGAGGACAAGGGUGAAGAGGGCAAGGCGUAAAUCCCGCCGCUGGCGUCUCACCGGGACGAUUUCCAAGCCCGAUGGCACAAACUCACCAUUCAUCUGACGUUUCUGGGGUGGAAAAAUGGGGGGACGAUUUCUUAACAUAUAUAACGCGAUUUGCAUAUCAUCAGGAACUAAAAGGGCUGAUUACGGAGAGCUUCUGCUCUGGGGGGAGGGGCUGGGACAGUGGGGUAUAUCAUAUUUGGCGAUUUUGGCACUCCUCGACUUUGUUCCUUUACGCAGCUACCGUCGGUUUUAGGGCUCGAAAACACAUAUAUACAAUAAUAGCAAACGCCGGUGGCGCUUUCGCUUGCCUGUCAUGA
This is a messenger RNA of Gaeumannomyces tritici R3-111a-1, 2117 nucleotides long. RefSeq lists its product as hypothetical. Gene Ontology annotation, cellular component: nuclear outer membrane-endoplasmic reticulum membrane network; endoplasmic reticulum; ribonucleoprotein complex. Lineage: Eukaryota; Fungi; Ascomycota; Sordariomycetes; Magnaporthales; Magnaporthaceae. Gene Ontology annotation, molecular function: mRNA binding. The transcript has 3 exons. The coding region runs from base 274 to 1791 and encodes 505 amino acids. Gene Ontology annotation, biological process: intracellular mRNA localization. The record is from RefSeq and is a predicted model, not a curated record.